CAGGUGACAGUUCUGGUUCGGCUGGAGAACAACAACCGGGUUCAAAUCGCCGGCCUUGUUAAAGGAAUAAAAUACAGAUAUGUGCGACUUCUGUGUUUUUGUAUGAAAUGUCUUAUUCGUGCUCGACUCAUUCGCAAAAGUCAUUUUCAUUUAUACGCAGAGUGAAACUAAGGACGACUGUUACCAGGCAACAGCUGUCAUGGAAACGUCUGAAAACAGCGUCCGCCAGUCGUGUCCAGCUUUGUCCUCAUUAGCUUCUUGUUUUGUUUGUUUGUUUGUUUGUUUGUUUUGAGUUAUUAGCCGGCCAGCAUGUCGAGUACUAUCUUCCCGCCAGAGAGCAUAUAUAAUCUUAUCCCAAAAGAAGAGGAGCGGAGUGUGGUGGCGCCGAGGUACAUGUCAAAGUUUAGAGAACAGGUAAAGCAGGAGAAAAAACUGACCAAGUCCUGCAACAAGACUAUGGGACCACCAAAAGUAGACGUGCCUUCUCCAGAGAAAUACUUGCUAAAGCACUCCAAGGAGAAGAAACUUCCGGAGAAGAAGGCCUUCUCAUACGGAGAUGCCAGUCAGCCUCGGAAGCCGCGUGUUCCGACUCAAACUGAAGCCCCGCUUAUGGGCAUCCACACCAAGAAGAGCUUUGUGAAGACCAAUGCAAUUGGCAACAUCAUGGCCGUGCCAUGCAAGCCACAGCCUGCUUAUGCAGACACCGCACACGGAGACAGGCAUCUGCUGGAGGACUCAGGCCUGGUCCCCAAGUACAUCAGAAAAAAGGACUAUGGUCGAACCCCAGAGUACCUGGAGCAGCGUCGGGAGGAGGUGAGGAGAGCUCAGGAGCAGUACGAUAACUACGUGAAGGAGCGCCUUAAGGACGGAGCUAUGAAGCAGCUCUCCAAAGACGAGCACCAGAGCAUCUUGCAUGGACUAAAGAAGAACUGGGGUGAGUUAAACCAACAGUACCAGGGGCUUUCUGUCGUCACGGACACAGUCUCGAAGAAGCAGAAGAAGGCAUGGCUAGAGUCCGAGAUGAAACAGCUGGAGAAGGACAUUGACCUGAUGGAACGCUACCAGACCAUCUACAUCGCCAACACCUGAGCGCUCCUCAUACACCUGAGCUACAGCAGCAUGUGCGAACAUCCACCCUAACUGCCUCCACCUUGGCUCUGGUCUGUGCUCCAGAAAUAAACUGCAGUGUUAACGCAAUGAUUGUUACUUAUGUGAAAGACAUCAUAAUGAAAUUGUAGGACAUUUAUUGCCCUUAUAGAAAUAAACAGAAUUAAUUAUUGGUAAGAAUAUUUGCUGGUGGCAGAAUCUUUUGGGGGUUUUUGUUUUUCAUUCAGAAUCUUUAUUCUUUUUUACUUUAGUAACAACCCCUCCCUUUUAAAUCUACAACAAAUAAGACAUUCAGGCCAGACCAAGCAAUAAAAUUGCAGAUGUUGUGAACAGUGUAGUAUGUGUAUGUGCUUAAUAAAAUGCUACUUGCUGGA
Molecule: messenger RNA, 1481 nt
Organism: Electrophorus electricus (electric eel)
Lineage: Eukaryota; Metazoa; Chordata; Actinopteri; Gymnotiformes; Gymnotidae
Gene: enkur
Product: enkurin, TRPC channel interacting protein
Cellular component (GO): axonemal microtubule; acrosomal vesicle
Molecular function (GO): calmodulin binding
Source: RefSeq, a predicted model, not a curated record